AGCCGUUAAGAACCUGACUGGAAAAGUGACAUCGCGUAGUAGAAGAAGCCACUGUCUGCGUGGACAAAGCUAGCUAAAAAAAAGGUUUAACGUUCAUUGAGGUAGUUAUUACAUAAUAGACAAACAAUAAGGCAUUUAUAACUUUAUAAAAUUAUAAAGACACUGAGCACCAUUGAGAAAACAAAACGCUGUACGGUUCGCGGAGGGUGUGUUCGGUGUGGAAUGAAUACAGUUCAGGUCUCGUGUACAGCACCGUGUAACUGUGCGCGUGUUUUGCGUGACUGGGACGAACAGCGCCUCUGAGCAACGGCACGUGAGGAGGAAGAUGAUGAGCAAGAAGUUGAAGGAUGAAGAGCACAUGAGAGGAAUGGCCAAAUUUAAAGGGAAACGGAGAGAGAGAUCAGAGUCGGAGAGGGACUCUGGCUUCUCAGACGCCAGCUCUGAGCAUAUGAGUGUGAUUGAUCAGACCGACCCGGACGAGGCUUCGUGUUCUGUGGGGUCCUCACGGUCCGGUUCUAGAUCACAACCUUCUCAGCUGGCUGCUGCGGUGGGGGGCGGCGCUCUGCAGGGUCUUUCACCAAUGAUCAUUAUGAAUAAUGUCGUUCUGAAACAGUCGGGAGAGAACCCGUCAGCUUUAAAACCCUGGAGCUUCAGUCCAGCUGUUGAGAUGGUUCAGCAACCUCAGGUCGUCUUCCUCCAACCCAUGAUUCCCCAAAAAACUGCUGCAGUGUCAAAGGGACCUCCUUCCAAACGGCGUCAACACAAAAAGUACCUACCCAUCCUCAAAUCCUACCCCAAAAUUGCCCCUCACCCUGGAGAAAACCCAAAGAAGGGAGGCAGCACCGGCAGCAGAUCCACGUACAGCUCCAGUUCCUCUCAGUUGGAUGGCAGUCAGAAAGACGUGGGGCACAGCGAGUCCUCCGAUGCGUCAGCCGUGGUAACGUUACCCAGCCCGUUGCCUGCAUCCACCCCUACCCACAACGCCUCCGCUAAUUCAGGUGAUAGUAGCUCUCCGCAUGGCGAACGGCAGACACGCGCAAGAAGCACAGAAUCCACCGAUGACUGUCCUGACCUGACCUCACGGGUGCUCGCUCCUAAUUCACAAUGUGUUUCUGCCAGUGGCACGGACAACAAGUUAAAACGAUUCUGUAACACUUACAAUAUUCUCAGUAAGUCAGGGCUGUUGGACAUCACGUUGCGCACGAAAGAGUUAAUUCGGCAAAACCGACGGACGCAGAGCGAGCUGGAGCGGCUGCGUGAACACGCUAACCUGUAUGUAGCUGCUCUUCAGACGGGAGAUUCGGCAAUCUGGAGCAGGCUACAGAUGAGCGUGAUGGAGGAGAACUGAACAUCAUGACAGACGCAUGGGCACGAUGAGCUUUAAAAGCUGUCUGUUCACAAUGUUUGUCAAAAAAAAAAAACAAUGCACCUUGUGAUUGUUGGAUUUAAUGUGUGUUAAACUUUCAUCUAAUAAUAAGGAUAUAUAGCAGUUAUCCAACUGAUACAAGCGUAGCUCCAGACUUACGGUCAAACCAAUACCUGGUUUAAUAACUUGUUAGAUGAUGUUGUAGUUUGUAAAGAUUCACGUCCAUAUGCUUUAGCUUUAACCCAUUUCAGUUCAUGCAGUAAUAAGCUACGUUGUGGUUAAGGCUGCAUCUGUUUUUGACGUAUGAGGUUGAACUUAAUCCUUUCUAAACGGAAACGUCUAUUAGACCUUUUUCAUAAGAAUUUCUCUUUAGUAACACAACAUUCAGCUUUAUGGAUCAGUUUGUGUGCACGAAUGAUGUUGUAUUUACACAGGAAAUGAUUCUUGUGUUUUGUCUAAAUGAGGUCUGUUGAUGCUGUUUCUAAAACCCAGUGACAUCUCUACAAACCCAUACUGUAUAAAUCCAUUACACCUGCUCUCCUAAUACAACAUUUCUUGAUUAAUGAUUAUGUUUUUUUACCAAGAGACAUAUUUUUGGCCAGAUUGUAAGGCAGCGUUGCAUGUGUCCCCAACAGGGCGGGCUAUCCCAGAAUGCUUUGCAGCAAGCUAAACGUUACUCUGGAGUUUUGGUUCAGUGUUGACUACAAAUAUCCUUUAGUUCUGAAAAAUUGGAGAAACAAACAUUGAAAUGUUUAGUCUGAUUAAAAACAAACUUGUUAGUUGACUUAUUUGUGUGUUUAGGAAGACUAAUAUAUAUUCAGGUCCUGUAGACUUUACAUGAGGAGGUUUGUUAUGUUAAAGGCAAAUACUGUAGAGAAGGUUUGUGGUGUUUAUGUGCUGGGUCAGACGAAUGUUCAUCAUGUUUUCUUGUAGCAUUUGACUUUGCUGCUUUGUAAAUUCAUCAUUCCAGAGCUCCAAUAUGGCCUUCAUAAUAAUUCACUCGUGAACUGAAACGCAGAAAAGAUUCAUCGUCCUGUCUGCUUGACAACAUUUAUUUAUCAUCAUCAUAACAUCUCUAUUAAAGAAUGUUUAAAUAUGCUUACAGCGUGAUGCCCAACAAUGUCUUCUAGCGUCUCAUCAUUUACACUGUUGGUCAGAGCAAUGAUUAUUAUUUAUCAAAACUUUAUUGAUUUCCUGUGAAACGUGAGACAGUUCUGAAUGUUGUAGAGAUGUUUGUGUUUCAGUUGUUUAUGUUGCUGUCUUUUUAAUACUGUAGAAAGGUACCAGAUGUACCACAAAACAUCAUCUGCUCAUAUUUCACCCCACAAUCCAAAGAUAAAACACAUAUUUCACAAUGCAAUACAUUCGUAUAACCUGCAUUAGUGGAACAUUGGUGUUUUUUUAAUCUGAUGAAACUCAAUAAUAUUUCAUUGAUUUUUUUUAUUGAGGAUUGAUUGAUUGAUUAAUUGGUCGUUUCUGUGAAUUGUAAGCUGGUUGAGUUCUUGAUAAGGUUUACUUAUGUUAAAAUGAAUUGAUGUGUUUUAUAAGACUUGUUUUGUGUUUGCUAAGACAUUUAACUUCUCUUUCUGCUUGAUUUACACAAUGAAUUUGUAUUUUAUUUGUUCACACACAUGAGACAGAUGAUAUUUAUGGCAGCUAUAACCCUUACGCUUUAAAACCAUCACUUGUCUUUGUAAGAGUUCAUCUGAAGAGUCACAACAUGAACUCAGAUUGGAGUCAAUUCAUUUUCUCAUUUCACAUUUCAUUAGAUUUUUUUUACCUCUUUAAACAUCAUAUUGAGAUACUUGAAAAUAUAAAAUGAUGAAAGGGAGAUGUGUUCCUCAAAUGUUUCAUGGUCCUUUUAAGUUGUCAGAUUGAAAGGGAUUUUUUAAUUGUAUUUAUUAUUUCUGUAUGUUGUGUUAAUAUGAAUCGCUUUGUCACACGUUUACAGUGGGGUCCAAAAGACUGAGAUCACGACCAUUAAAAAAAUAAAAAAAAUUGUGAGGAGCACAGUCAGGUAAUCAGUGAGAAGUUUAUAUGUCAUGAUGAGAAAACAAAAAGAGAUUCUGCAUUAAUAGCUAAAACAACACAUUUGUGUUCAUGUCAACUUAUUAUCAGAUGUGUGUGUUGGUACUGUAUUGUGUACUGAACGAUGUUUGAUUGUUGUAGAAAAUAAUGUAAUAUUGACAUUUGUUGAAAAGUGAUCUCAGAUGUCUUUACCCCGCUGUAUGUGUGUGCAUAUACAUUUAAAGAUGAGAUUUUAUAAGAGAUGAACAAUGUUAACACUUUGAGAAGAACUACAGGCAGAUUUGUUUGUGUCUUAAUACUUCUCUUCUUGCCUUACAUUGAUCACAGUUGAAGUUCUCUAUAGUAGUUGCCCAUCAAUUUUGAUCAACUAGUCAAUAAAUGUUGGUGUCUGUAA
Messenger RNA from Paramisgurnus dabryanus, 3788 nucleotides. It is a transcript of the gene cipcb, whose product is annotated as CproteinK-interacting pacemaker b. The record is from RefSeq and is a predicted model, not a curated record. Gene Ontology annotation, biological process: negative regulation of DNA-templated transcription; negative regulation of circadian rhythm. NCBI's taxonomy places the organism in Eukaryota, Metazoa, Chordata, Actinopteri, Cypriniformes, Cobitidae. Gene Ontology annotation, cellular component: nucleus.